GCUGCAAGCGGGGUCGGCGACGGUCGACAUGGGAGUCCCCAAGUUUUACCGGUGGAUCUCGGAGCGGUAUCCCUGCCUCAGCGAGGUGGUGAAGGAGCAUCAGAUUCCUGAAUUUGACAACUUGUACCUGGAUAUGAAUGGAAUCAUACAUCAGUGUUCACAUCCUAAUGAUGAUGAUGUUCAUUUCAGAAUUUCUGAUGAUAAAAUUUUUACUGAUAUUUUUCACUACUUGGAAGUUUUGUUUCGCAUUAUUAAGCCCAGAAAAGUUUUCUUUAUGGCAGUUGAUGGUGUGGCUCCACGAGCAAAAAUGAACCAGCAACGUGGGAGACGUUUUAGGGCCGCAAAGGAGGCUGAGGACAAAAUCAAAAAAGCUUUAGAAAAGGGAGAAAUUCUUCCCUCAGAAGCAAGAUUUGACUCCAACUGUAUUACACCAGGGACUGAAUUUAUGGCCAGAUUACAUGAGCAUCUGAAGUAUUUUGUAAAUAUGAAGAUUUCCUCAGACAAGUCAUGGCAAGGAGUUACUAUCUACUUAUCAGGCCAUGAGACUCCAGGAGAAGGAGAGCACAAAAUCAUGGAAUUUAUCCGAUCCGAGAAAGGAAAGCCAGAUCAUGAUCCAAACAUCAGACAUUGUCUUUAUGGUUUAGAUGCUGACUUGAUUAUGCUUGGAUUAACAAGUCAUGAGUCACAUUUCUCUCUUUUAAGAGAGGAGGUCCGAUUUGGUGGCAAGAAAACACAAAGAGUAUGUGCACCAGAAGAAACAACAUUUCACCUCCUACAUUUAUCUUUAAUGAGAGAAUAUAUUGACUAUGAGUUUUCUGCAUUAAAGGACAAGAUUUCCUUUAAAUAUGACAUAGAAAGGAUAAUAGACGAUUGGAUUUUAAUGGGAUUUCUUGUUGGCAAUGAUUUUAUUCCUCAUCUACCUCAUUUGCAUAUCAAUCAUGAUGCACUGCCUCUUCUUUAUAGAACAUAUAUGACUGUCUUGCCAGAACUUGGUGGUUAUAUUAAUGAAAAUGGCCAUCUCAACUUACCUCGGUUUGAGAAAUAUCUCAUAAAACUGUCUGAUUUUGAUCGUGAACACUUCAGUGAAGUUUUUGUUGACUUGAAAUGGUUUGAAAGCAAAGUCGGCAAUAAAUACCUCAAUGAAGCAGCCGGUAUUGCAGCAGAGGAAGCAAAGAACUACAAACAAAAGAAACUAAAGGGCCAGGAAAACUCUAUAUGUUUGGCUGCUUUAGACAAAACUAAAGAAGAAGUGAUGGCUUCAAAGAAUGUCAUAGAAGAUGAACCUGAAGAUGACGAUCUCUUUGAAACAGAAUUUAGACAGUACAAAAGAACAUAUUACAUGACAAAGAUGGGGGUAGAAAUUGUUUCAGAUGACUUUCUUGCUGACCAAGCUGAAUGUUACGUGCAGGCAAUACAAUGGAUUCUGCACUACUACUACCAUGGAGUUCAGUCCUGGAGUUGGUUUUACCCUUACCAUUAUGCCCCUUAUCUGUCAGAUAUUCGCAACAUUAGUGAACUCAAAAUUCAAUUUGAAUUGGGAAAACCUUUCAUGCCAUUUGAACAACUUCUUGCUGUCCUGCCUGCAGCCAGCAAGGAUUUGCUUCCAGGGUGCUACCAGCAUUUAAUGACCAGUGAAGAAUCUCCAAUAAUAGAAUACUAUCCUCCAGAUUUUAAAACUGAUCUAAAUGGGAAACAGCAAGAAUGGGAAGCUGUUGUUUUAAUCCCAUUCAUUGAUGAAACUAGAUUACUGCAGGCCAUGGAGUCAUGCCACAAGUAUCUGAGAGAAGAGGAGGAGAAGAGGAACAGACACAGCGAGUGCCUGAUGUACUGGUUCGAUGGGGAUACUGGGUUCAAGUACCUCUCUCCCUGGCCUGAGAGGUUCCCGCCCAUUGAAAAGUGCCGUGCUAGGCAUAAAAUAAUAUCUUUAGAUGCUUGGCAUGUAGAUAUAAACCAGAAUAAAAUAACUAAAGUUGACCAGAAGGCACUCUAUUUCUGUGGGUUUCCUACUCUAAAGCACAUCAAACACAAGUUUUUUCUGAAGAAAAGCGGGGUACAAGUAUUCCAACAAAGCAGCCGUGGAGAGAAUAUGAUGUUAGAAAUCCUAGUUGAUGAUGACUCAGAUGAACUUCAAAUAGAAAAUGUUGCCUCAUCAGUGCUCGGAAAAUCUGUCUUUGUUAACUGGCCUCACCUUGAAGAAGCUAGGAUUGUAGCAGUAUCAGAUGGAGAAACUAAGUUUUACUUGGAAGAAACUCAAGGAACACAGAAGCUUUACUUAGGGAAAACUGCCCCACCAACUAAAGUUGUUCAUGUUGGAGAUAAAGAACAAUCUAACUGGGUGAAAGAAGUACAAACAAUUUCAGAACACUACCAGAGAAGAAAAGGAAUAAUAAUAAAUGAAACUUCUGUUGUUGUGUAUGCUCAGUUACUUACCGGUCAUAAAUAUCAAUUAAAUCAAAAUGGUGAGGUUCAUCUGGAGAAACAGUGGUCAAAACAAGUUCUUCCUUUUGUUUAUCAAACUGUUGUCAAGGAUAUCAGUGCUUUUGAGACACAUUUCUCUAAUAUCAAAACAUUGGAUGAUCUAUUUCCACCUAGAAGUACAGUCUUUAUGCUGGGGACUCCUUACUAUGGCUGCACAGGAGAAGUUCAGGAUUCAGGGGAUGUAAUUACAGAAGGUAGAAUUCGUGUGGUUUUCAACAUUCCAUGUGAACCUCAUCUUGAUGCCUUAAUACAGAACCAGCAUAAAUAUUCUAUAAAAUACAAUCCUGGAUAUGUUUUGGCAAGUCGUCUUGGAGUGAGUGGAUACCUUGUUUCAAGGUUUACAGGAAGUAUUUUUAUUGGAAGAGGAUCUAGGAGAAAUCCCCAUGGAGACCACAAGGCCAAUGUAGGAUUGAACCUGAAGUUCAAUAAGAAGAAUGAAGAGGUUCCUGGUUACACAAAAAAAGUUAGCAAUGAAUGGAUGUAUUCUUGUGCUGUGGAGCAGCUCCUGGCAGAAUACCUCGAGAGGGUACCAGAACUCUUUAGUUACGUAGCUAAGAACAGCCAAGAAGAUGUAUUCUAUGAAGAUGACAUUUGGCCUGGUGAAAAUGAGAAUGGUGCUGAAAAAGUUCAAGAAAUUGUUACGUGGCUAAAGGCGCAUCCUGUCAGUGCUUUGUCUCGCUCAUCUUGUGACUUACAAAUUCUGGAUGCAGCUAUUGUUGAGAAAAUUGAAGAAGAAGUAGAAAAGUGCAAGCAAAGGAAGAGUAAUAAGAAGGUACGAGUGACAGUGAAACCCCAUUUACUGUACAGACCUUUAGAGCAACAGCAGGGUAUUAUUCCUGAUCGGGAUGCAGAGUUCCGUCUUUUUGACCGUGUUGUAAAUGUGAGAGAGAACUUUUCAGUUCCUGUGGGUCUCCGAGGCACCAUCAUAGGAAUUAAAGGAGCUAGUAGAGAAGCAGAUGUGCUAUUUGAAGUAUUAUUUGACGAAGAAUUUCAUGGAGGUUUAAGGAUAAGGUGCUCACCUGCAAGAGGUUAUCGACUGCCAACAAGUGCCUUAAUUAACCUUUCUCAUGGUAAUCGCUCCGAGACUGGAAAUCAGAAGUUGACAGCCAUAGUGAAACCACAACCUGCUGUGAAUCCCUGCCCUUCAAGUUCCUCUGUUCCAUCUGUUAUAGCUUCUCAGAAAGCCCAUUCAGGCCUCAGCCAUUCUCGAUCACUUUUGACUCCACAAGUACCUACUAAAGAUGAUGAUGAAUUUUGCAGUAUUUGGCAGUCAUUACAGGGAUCAGGAAAACCUCAACAUUUUCAACAGAAUUCACAGGAGAAGGGUUUGGUUCUACCUCAAGAAAUAAACAGAGGCGCUACUACUAUUCAGUAUCAUAAACCUGGCUUCAAUGACAGCAGCAUUAAGGGUCAGCAAAGAAAAUGUGACCAAUAUAGAAAAUUCAAAGAAGAUUGUAAAAUUUCUAAGAAUGAAUGUCAGUCACAAAAGAUAGUAAACAAACAGACUGACCCUGGAAUUGAAAACUUCCUAGCAUCUUUGAAAAUUGCCAAAGAGAAUGAAGUGCAACCAUCCUUCAGUGAGGAACCAGCAACAAGUGAAGAACAUUUGUCACCACAGUCAUUUGCUAUGGGAACACAGAUGCUUAAAGAAAUUCUGAAAAUUGAUGGCACAGACCCUGCAGACCACAAAAAUGAAGUAAAACAAUUAGUUAAUGAAGUUAAUACUUCUUCUAAUAAGAAAGAGGUAUAUGGAAUUUCUUCACAGCCUAAGCAAACCAAGAAGUUAGCUACUUACAUAAACAAGCCUCAUAAUCCAGGGGACUGUCAUAAUGCUCAAGCUAUAGACAAUUUAGGUCGACCUGUCCUCAGUCAGCAGCCUCCUUUAUCCACACCAGUAUCAGAACUUUCUCGACUUUGCUCUCUUGUUGGAAUGCCACAACCAGAUUUCAUUUUUCUAAGAACACCACAGACAAUGACAGUUUGCCAGGUUAAAUUAUCUAAUGGCUUACUAAUACAUGGACCACAAUGCCCAUCGGAAAAUGAAGCCAAGGAGAAAGCCGCUUUUUUUGCUUUACAACAUCUGAGCACUGUAGGAAUGAACUUUCCUUUGCCUCCACCAAUGUUUCCAAAUUAUCCACCUGCUGUACCUACAGGAGCCAUUCCUCCUGUAUUUGCCCAACCUACUGGCUGGGAUCACUAUGGAAGCAGCUUAGCCUAUGGGGCAGCUAAUAUAAUGCCUCCAUCUUCUCAUAUCUUUGGCUCAGUGCCAUGGGGAUCUCCAAUGCCAAUUCCAGGGAAACCUUAUCACCACCAUGCUCCAUACCCCACCAACAUGCCUCUCCCAGGACCAGUGCCAGUUGCACCUCACAAUCAGUUCAUACCUCUUCAGGUUACAAAGAAAAGAGCUGCAAACAAAAGAAGUGUGGAAUGUAAGGGAGCCCAGGGUUAUUCUUCUCAGGCCACCCCUCUUCAACCAGAGUCUCCAGGUCUUUCAGAAAGUGCCCCGUUAACUUCACAGGAAAGUUCAUCUAAUUUAAAGUCACCUCAAGUUCCUCCCACUACAGUUUCUUUUCACGACAAAGUAGCCUCUUCAGGCUCUGGUACUUCUCGUGGUAAAUCAACACCAGGUCCUUCGAGACGAAAACCAAGGAAACUGGCAGUCAACUUUGGUGUUUCUAAACCAUCAGAAUAAAUAUGGUAUUUAGGAUUAAAUUAAUGUUUCCUUUACAACCUCCCCAAACUUUUUAUAAGGAUCUAUAUAUCCUAUUAAAAAAAGAAUGCACUAUUUUAAAAAAAAAUAAUGUUUGUAGUAUUGAAAAACUGAAGAUCUUUUAGUAGUUAGGCUUUUUUCAGACUGUUAAAAGAAUAUUUACAAAAAGUUUGUGUUGUGAAAGACACUGAAGAAGCAAACUUAAAAAUGAACACUCCAUCCAUCAUCCAUUGUGCCUAGAUACUAGGAGCAUCUUAGCACCAUGACUUGGAGAUUAUACGAGCAAUAAUAAUAAUAGCAUUUUCUGACCUUUCUUUGAGGCAGAAAAUAGUGGUGGAGUCAAAAAGAGGCCUCAAACAUAAUUUACUAUAUGGGAGUUUUAUUUUUGUAAUAGUUUAAUAAAAUAGAUGGGGAAGAGAAGAGUGGCUCUUAUUUGUAUCUUAAUUUGUGUUCUUUUCGCUCUGUGGGUCUUUGGGCCUACAAGAGAAUAAACCUAAUGGGGCUGCUGCUGCUGGGCUUGCUUCCUGUCCAAAUUUUAUACCAAAGCUGCUUUCAAAUACCAACCAGAAUUUUGAUCUCUUUAAAUGUCUAGAAUUUUAAUAGCAAAAUUAGGUUUGAGUGAGUAAUUUAAAAGCAUUUGGGUUGUUCAUGAACCAGCACUGUUAAUUAAUAAUAAAGUUUAAGUAUCCACAGGGUACAAUUACUACAAAUGAAUAGACUGUUGGACAAUAAUGCAAAUCAUUAAUCAUGUCAAUAUAAUUCUGCUGUAUGAUUUUCCAACUGCUGCUUUACCACCAUAUGAAUCUGCCUCUCAUUCAAACACAAUGCUGCCUAGGAGACUAGAGAAAUUUUAAAUAUCAUUUAAAUUCCAGGAUGUGUACUAACAUAGAAGCAAACAUCAAUCACUUUUUUGUACAUUAUCUCUGUGGCAGACAUUUAUUUCAUGUCAGUUCCAUAUUUUUAAGCCCAUUUCUUGGAACUGCUAAGUGACUGGCUUUAUGUUUUCUUUGCAUGUUAUUUAUAUUUAUAUUCAUGUAUGAGUGUGUAUAUA
Messenger RNA from Gracilinanus agilis (Agile Gracile Mouse Opossum), 6239 nucleotides. RefSeq names its product 5'-3' exoribonuclease 1 (gene XRN1). NCBI's taxonomy places the organism in Eukaryota, Metazoa, Chordata, Mammalia, Didelphimorphia, Didelphidae. The record is from RefSeq and is a predicted model, not a curated record. Gene Ontology annotation, biological process: rRNA catabolic process; nuclear-transcribed mRNA catabolic process. Gene Ontology annotation, cellular component: nucleus. The coding region runs from base 29 to 5170 and encodes 1713 amino acids. Gene Ontology annotation, molecular function: RNA binding; 5'-3' RNA exonuclease activity. The transcript is spliced from 42 exons.